GGGGCUUUCUUGGGCUGCUUCUGCAGAGCAGGAGCAGUGAAGCAGCCCUAUCCAUAAAUGGCGGAGUAGAGGCGUUGGUUUCGCGUCUACGAUCCGUGAUAUAUCUCCCACGUAGCGAGCUCGAAGUCUUGCCGACGAAAAACGGAGGCAAAUCAAGUAGAGGAAGGUUAUGGCAGUAGAUACAAAGUAUUAGCAUGGAUUUUCAGCCUGAAGGACUCAGGACUUUUCCGAUACGACGACAACGAUAUAAGCAGUUGUGAACAUCACUGAUGUGGAUCACUCAUAGUCUCUGUCGUAUUUCUUUAUGAUACCGCCCAUUUAUCGUAGAAAAAGAAGUAUAGCGUAAAGAGCUACCCAUCUCUCUGUAGAGGGCUACCCAUUUGUAGAAAAAGAAGCAUAGCAUUGCCCGAAAGUACUACCCAGCUCUCUGUCGCUAAGAUUAGCCGAUGCCGGUGCAUGCUCUUCUGAUAAGG
Amoebophrya sp. A25 is the source of this 473-nucleotide messenger RNA. The record is from the annotation of a GenBank genome assembly. NCBI's taxonomy places the organism in Eukaryota, Dinophyceae, Syndiniales, Amoebophryaceae.